GCGCCGGCGCCUUAGCAUGCUGCGAACCUCCAGUAUCCCGAGCCCGCUGACUCCGGUGAGCCACAUUUACCAUUUGGUACCGUGCCCCAGAAAGUGCUGUAACCAGAAAUAUGUCGUCAGCACGGAUCGGAGCGGGGACAUUCAUGUCCACGUGCAGGGCGAUCUCAGCCAGCAAGACAAGCGAUGCGUGUUCCUCACCGUCCACGACCUUGGAACUAACCACUCGUCCCUGGUGGACUUCGUGACCAGCCCGGCCAUGAGCGAGAUCAAGGAGCGCUCCUGCUUCAUCCACGUGGAUGUGCCGGGCCACGAGGAGAACUCGCCCGACCUGCCUGAUUCAUAUCAAUUCCCAUCCCUCCAAACGCUAGGAGAAGAUCUGAUCACCGUCCUGGACUUCCUUCACGUUCGCUACGCCGUGGGCUUGGGAGAAGGCGCAGGCGCCAACGUCCUCGCUCGCUGUGGCCUUGCCCACCCUCGAAGACUCCUCGGCUUGAUCCUGGUCAACUGCACAGCAUCCACAUCAUCCGUAGCUGAUGCGUUCCGCAGCAGGUUCUCGAGAUGGAAGGGCGCGGAUAUCUCGCAGUCGGAGGAGGACUUCCUGAUCUACCACAAGUUUGGACACCAAAUGUCGAGCGACGCGUGCGAGGCGGCUGAGCGCGAGCGAAUGCUCGCCGAAUACCGCUCGCGGCUGCGCGGGAACCUCAACACGCACAACAUCAAGCAGUAUGUGCGCGCGUUCAUCAACCGCAAGGACUUGAUCCUCAAGGGCUGUCAACCUGACAUUCUGCUGCUAACGGGUGCACUCAGUCCAUACGGCAGCGUGGUCGAGAAGAUGUACAAGGAACUCGACAAGGAGAAAGUCACCAUCCUCAAGAUGGAGCGGGUCGGAGACGUGCUGGCUGAGGCUCCAGCCAAAGUGGCGCAAUCGCUGCUGCUCUUCUGCCAAGGGCAGGGCCUGCUGACGUCACUACCGCCGCCGGGUGUAGAACGGCGUAUGUCCCGCGCCAUGUCCAUGGAGGAAUACGACAAGCCAAACAUCCGGCGGCUGUCGCUGACGCCGGCCGCCGACUCGCCGCCGCCGCGCAAACUUUAGGCACGAGUCGCCGCUCUGCCGGAGUAGCGAGGACGGAGCGGUGGAUGAUAGGUACCGAAACGAUUGUAUCGUAGUAGAUGUUGCAAAAAUAUAUUGAAAAUCAGAGGUACAGUGUAGAGUAGUAUCAAAAGCAUUCUAGUUGUUGGCAAUACGCCGCUGUUUUUUAAUUUAUCACAAAGAAUUUAAUGGGUGACUAUAACUA
Messenger RNA from Ostrinia nubilalis (European corn borer), 1295 nucleotides. RefSeq lists its product as uncharacterized. The transcript is spliced from 8 exons. The record is from RefSeq and is a predicted model, not a curated record. Lineage: Eukaryota; Metazoa; Arthropoda; Insecta; Lepidoptera; Crambidae. Gene Ontology annotation, biological process: signal transduction. The coding region runs from base 17 to 1093 and encodes 358 amino acids. Gene Ontology annotation, cellular component: cytoplasm.